AUCUUGCCUUCAACUCAACUGCAUAUAAAAAGAUCCAAGAGACGCCGGUGAAGAGGCUGUGCAGAGUUCAUAACUCCAUCACUGUGAACGGACAGUUUCCAGGGCCAACCUUGGAGGUCAGAAACGGUGAUUCUCUUGUCAUCACUGCCAUUAACAAAGCUCAGUACAACAUUAGCCUCCACUGGCAUGGGAUAAGGCAGAUGCGGAAUCCAUGGGCGGAUGGACCAGAAUUCAUAACACAAUGCCCAAUCAAACCAGGAGGAAGUUACACCUACAGAUUCAACAUCGAAGAACAAGAAGGCACCUUGUGGUGGCAUGCCCACAGCAGAUGGCUGCGAGCCACCGUGUAUGGAGCUCUCAUCAUCCGCCCUCCUCUCUCUUCUCCUCAUUACCCUUUUCCAGUUCUUCCCAAGAGAGAGUUCACUCUCCUCUUAGGGGAAUGGUGGGACAGAAACCCCAUGGAUGUUCUGAACUUGGCCCAGUUCACUGGAGCUGCACCAAACGUCUCAGACGCAUUCACCAUCAACGGUCAGCCUGGUGAUUUCUACAGAUGCUCCAGCCAAGAAACUUUAAGGUUUCUGGUGGGAUCAGGAGAGACCGUCCUCCUCAGGGUCAUCAACUCUGGCUUAAACCAAGAACUCUUCUUCGGUGUGGCGAACCACAAACUUACAGUGGUUGCUGCGGAUGCCUCCUACACCAAACCUUUCUCCACCAAUGUCAUAAUGUUAGGUCCAGGUCAGACAACUGAUGUGCUUCUAACCGCGGACCAACCUCCAGCACACUACUACAUGGCUGCACACGCUUACAACAGCGCCAACGCUCCCUUUGACAACACCACCACCACAGCAAUCCUCCAGUACAAAGACGCCCCUUGUGUUACUACUCUUCAAGGUAAACCACAGGCACGUGCAAUACCCGCGCAGCUGCCAGGAUUCAACGACACAGCAACAGCAGCAGCCUUCACAGCUCAGAUAAAGAGUCCUUCAAAAGUUGAAGUACCACUCGAGGUCGACGAGGACUUGUUCUUCACGGUGGGAUUGGGACUAUUCAACUGCACAACGCCCAACACGCAAAGGUGUCAAGGCCCAAACGGAACACGCUUCACUGCCAGCAUCAACAACGUCUCUUUCGUCUUCCCUAGACGCAACUCCAUCAUGCAAGCCUAUUACCAAGGCACACCCGCAGGCGUUUUCACCACAGACUUCCCUCCUGUUCCUCCAACCACAUUUGACUACACAGGAAACGUGAGCAGAGGACUAUGGCAGCCCACACGUGGAACAAAGGCCUACAAGCUAAAGUACAAGUCCAAAGUACAAGUCAUAUUGCAAGACACAAGCAUUGUCACCACUGAGAAUCACCCAAUGCAUCUCCACGGGUACGAGUUCUAUGUAGUUGGGACAGGUAUUGGUAACUUCAACGCGAACAAAGACACAUCAAGCUUCAACCUUAUUGAUCCACCACGGAGAAACACUAUUGGAACACCUCCUGGUGGAUGGAUAGCUAUCAGAUUCGUGGCUGAUAAUCCUGGAGUUUGGCUGAUGCAUUGUCACAUCGACUCUCAUCUAUUCUGGGGUCUUGCUAUGGUCUUUUUGGUUGAGAACGGUGAGGGUCAUUUGCAGACUGUACAGUCUCCACCAUUGGACUUACCCCAAUGUUAAAGACUAUUUUUUAUAUACACACAUAGACUUGUAUAAUUUCUUCUUUCUCCGGCAUGUUUUGUUUAUUAAGAUGGUAUUUAUAAUUACAAAGGAAGAGAAAAAACAAGUUACAAAG
Messenger RNA from Eruca vesicaria subsp. sativa (arugula), 1773 nucleotides. The record is from the annotation of a GenBank genome assembly. Lineage: Eukaryota; Viridiplantae; Streptophyta; Magnoliopsida; Brassicales; Brassicaceae.